AUGAAAAUCAUAUUUACUGUUAUAAGUAGAUUAUUUCACCAAAAUAGUUCAUAUAAUAAUUUAAAAAGACCAAUCCUCAAACGAAGAAAGUCCAGAAUGGAUGAAAAUCUUAAGUGUCGGCAAAAUCCAGUAGUUAUUAAAUUGGACUCUCCAGAAUUUAAGAGCAUUUUUAAUAAAGAGGUAUUGGAUUUGAAAUCUGUAUUUGAUAAAUAUUAUUAUGAAAUUCGGAUAGCUGGAGGUGCUGUAAGGGAUCUCCUGAUGGGACAAAAAGCAAAAGAUUUAGAUUUUGCUACAACAGCAACACCUGAUCAAAUGAAAGAAAUGUUUACAAAAGAAAAUAUUAGAAUGAUAAAUUUGAGUGGAGAAAAACAUGGUACAAUUACCCCAAGGAUAAAUGACAAAGAAAAUUUUGAAGUGACAACUCUAAGAAUAGAUAUAGUAACAGAUGGACGUCAUGCAGAGGUUGAAUUCACUAGAGAUUGGAAAUUAGAUGCUAAUCGUCGAGAUCUUACUAUUAACUCUAUGUUUUUAGGCUUUGAUGGCUCUGUGUAUGACUACUUUUAUGGAUUUGAUGAUCUAAAGAAAAGAAGAAUAGCAUAUGUUGGAGAUCCAGAUGUAAGAAUAAAGGAAGAUUUUUUGAGAAUUAUGCGCUAUUUUCGUUUCUAUGGUAGAAUAGCAGAAAAACCCAAUAAUCAUGAAAAAAAUACUCUGGAAGUUAUAGAAAAAAAUGUUGAGGGUCUUCAAAAUGUCUCUGGGGAGCGGAUUUGGAUGGAGCUUAAAAAGACACUUGAAGGAAAUUUUGCUGGAAGUCUAUUACAGACAAUGUUAAAUGUCGGUGUUGGUAAAUACAUUGGUAUUCCACAUCCAAACAUGGAUUCAUUAGAUAGGUUACUUAAACGUAGUGGACAUUUAGCCUUACAUCCUAUGAGUUAUUUAGCUUCUUUGAUGAAUAAUAUUGAUGAUGUCACACUAUUGAAUAGUAGACUAAAAUUUUCAAGUUUCGAGAGGGAUAUGGCAUAUUUUAUUGUAGAACAUAGAGACGAUAAGGAAUCUACACGACCUUUAAUGCCUUAUGAAAAAUUAGUUAUAAAUACAAAAAUUAAGCAAAGAAAUGCCAUUGAAUAUGUAAAGGAAGUACUCAAAUAUAGAGGAGAUAAAGAUCUUUUAAAACAUUUUGAGCAAUGGCAAGUACCAAUAUUUCCAGUUAAUGGAAAAACAUUGAAGGAUAACGGAGUUCCACCAGGCAAAAUGUAUGGAAAAAUAAUUGAAAAGUUGAAGAAUGUUUGGAUAGAUAAUGAGUACAAACACAAUUGUGAUGAUUUGGUUAAACUUAUUCCAAGUCUUAUAGAAGACUGUAAAAAAUGA
Pieris macdunnoughi is the source of this 1365-nucleotide messenger RNA. NCBI's taxonomy places the organism in Eukaryota, Metazoa, Arthropoda, Insecta, Lepidoptera, Pieridae. The record is from the annotation of a GenBank genome assembly.